AGUCUAUGGAAAUAGUAUUUGUUUUCAAUGGGAUUUGCGUUUUUGUGAUUUUUCUGGAAAUUCUAUUAGAAUAUUGAUUUCCCCGACUAUUGUUAAAAAUAUCAUUAUUAAUUACUUUAUUUGCUGUGCAGAAAUAAACAUCAUCAACUGUUUCCCAGUAUUCAUUGUGUGCAAGUGAAAGGCUGAACCAGUGAGUGGAAAUCUAACGGGAGCCCCCGUUUCUAUUUGGGACCUAAAAACUUAUUAUGCCUCAUGAUUUGAAAGAGCUGGGUGUAAGGAAAGCAAUUAUGGCUCCCUUAUCGCCAACGCCGUGUGCUGAGAUCAGCGAUGACGAGCUGGUCUCCAUCUCAGUACGAGACUUAAAUCGGCAGCUCAAGAUGAGAGGUCUAACUCGAGAUCAGAUUGUCAGAAUGAAACAACGUCGAAGAACCCUCAAGAACAGAGGCUACGCUGCCUCGUGCCGCAUCAAACGAAUAGAGCAGAAGGAUGAACUGGAAACGGAAAAAAGUCAGGAAUGGCACGACAUGGAACUAAUGCAAGAAGAGAACACCAGGAUCCGUGAGGAGAUUGAGGCACUACGCAGCAAGUAUGACGCGCUCAAGAGAUUCGCCGUCAUGAAGAACAUUCCGUUGCCGCACGAACUUGAAAUGAUGCCGUAGUUUGUACGUAAUUAGUAGUUGUAGUGAAAGCAGUUUUAGAAAGAUGUCUACUGUUUUGGUAAAUUAAUAAGGUUUGUUUAAUGAAUUAGCUUGUUUCCUAAAAGAAACUUCUUAGUCCGUCAAUUAUAUUAACCAACUAGCUUUCCGCCCGCGGCUUCGCACGCGUGGACUACAUUAUCUACAUAUUUUACGAAACCCUAUUUUUUUCCA
This is a messenger RNA of Ostrinia furnacalis (Asian corn borer), 869 nucleotides long. RefSeq names its product MAF bZIP transcription factor K (gene maf-S). The coding region runs from base 246 to 659 and encodes 137 amino acids. The record is from RefSeq and is a predicted model, not a curated record. NCBI's taxonomy places the organism in Eukaryota, Metazoa, Arthropoda, Insecta, Lepidoptera, Crambidae. Gene Ontology annotation, biological process: regulation of transcription by RNA polymerase II. Gene Ontology annotation, cellular component: nucleus. The transcript is spliced from 4 exons. Gene Ontology annotation, molecular function: RNA polymerase II cis-regulatory region sequence-specific DNA binding; DNA-binding transcription factor activity, RNA polymerase II-specific.